AUGUCUUCAGUAGAUGAGAAUGAGAAUAACACAGCGGUUGAAAAAACCAAAAGUCUUUCUAUGUUUUUGCAAAAAGUUGCCUACAACGCUCAGCUUUUUGUCAACUUUUAUAUUUUAAAACACCCAAAAAGUUUGCCUAAUGGACUAUUGAAACAAAACUUUUGGUAUAGCGUGUGUAGAGUGGUGUACCAAAAUUUAUCAGUUCAAAAUUUCCAAUCACAUUAUCCACCUACUCCCCAUCUCGCCGAAGUAUGGGAUGAGCUAAACGGUGUUGAAGGCGUCAACUUGACAGUUGAUAAAGAGAACUUCGAAAAUAUUAUUGCAAACUAUUUUAUAUACAUGAUCCGUCAAGCAUUUCAUAUAAAAAAUCGUUUACCAGCAUUUACUGUAACAAAGGCAACUCUAAAUAAUGCUCCAUUCAGCAUUAUGUCAGUUCUUAAGCACAUUCUGGAGAAAUAUGAAUUCUUAAUUGUGGAAGCACCGCUACCUGUUCCUGUCUCUCAAUUGCAAAUCAUCCCACAAGAACAGUCAGACGAGACUGAUCAAACAAAUAAAAGACCAAGAGAAAAGAAGAAAGUACUAAAAAACAACAACGACAACAACGGCGUAAAAAGAGAUUUCCAGCCGCCUCGUCUCUUCAGUCUAUUCCCGAACCCUGGCUCGCUUUGGUGUUUUGUUAAACUAGAUAGCCAAGAUUUGACUGGUGUGUUUCCGACAGCUUCAAUGGAACGGAUUUCUUUUUGCCGAAAGAGAUACGCAGAAUCUCCCGUGAAUGAAAUUGCUUUGGAGCUGCAAGAUUUCAAUAGUGAAGAAAUAGAUCGUUAUUUUAGACCUUGCACAGUAGAUCCCAACAGGAAAGAUGCUUUUGUGUCAUUUUAUGGUAACACAGAUGCUAGGCGGCUAUCAUCUGCAUAUGACAACAUGAAUAUAAGUACCAAUCGGCUGAAGUUGGAGCAAGACAGAAAAAAAGAACAAGGUGUGCAAACAAUCGAGACAAAUAUACCUUCUGUAAAGUCAGCAGGUGCAGAUAAAUAUAUUACGCAUGUGAAAUACAUGAUGCAACAUCAGGGCACGCUAUUUAAUUUUUACAAUUUUCAGACAGCAAGAGUCAAAUGGUGUAACUACAUCGGAAAACAGCGUGCCCUCCAGGAUGCUGUAAAUAUCCUAAUUAACGAAUCAAAGAAGUACAAUUAAGGACGACGGAAGAAAACAAAAAAAAAAAAAACAAGAGAAAAAGAAGCAAG
Mucor mucedo is the source of this 1244-nucleotide messenger RNA. RefSeq lists its product as uncharacterized. Lineage: Eukaryota; Fungi; Mucoromycota; Mucoromycetes; Mucorales; Mucoraceae. Bases 1 to 1194 code for a protein of 397 amino acids. The transcript has 4 exons. The record is from RefSeq and is a predicted model, not a curated record.